ACACACACACCCUUGACCACCAAAGACUGCCUCUUCCUGAAAUCCCCCGUUCGUAUAAAUACAGGAAGUAGAAAGAAGAGAGGCUAAAAUCAGACCUUCUUGGUAGUUUGCUUUCAUUUCAGUCCCUGUUUAGUCGUCUGCCCUCCGAUAUUACUGAGCCUGAAGUUGGUUUUAAACAUCCUCCCCCUGCUGCCCCUUGAAAUAUCAUCUUCAAUAUAAAACCAAAGGAUGUGGAUGUUCUGCUCAGCGAUGGAAAGGAAUUGCUUUCUUUACCAAGGAACUCUAAAGCCACUGUGAAACAGAGUGUCUUAAAGUUUGCUGUAAUGAUGAAAACAUCAGCCGGAGACGAGGGAGCCAGGGAUGACUCAGGCCCCAGCAGUGAUACCAGCGAAGAGGGGAAAGAGACACAUCUCUGUCAGGCCACUUCCCUACGAAACUGCCUCUCGCUGUCAGGAGUCAGCAUCCUUGAUAAACUUAUCAAGACCUGCCCUGUCUGGCUUCAGCUGAACAUGAACCAGGAAAGAGCUGCGGCGAUUCUUGGCAACGAAGCAGCAGGGAUGUUCUUGGUUAGGAAAGACAGUAACGCAAACAACAUGGUCCUUGCGGUCCGCGUGCCUGUUCAAAGUGAUGCUCCUGGUGUGCUGGAGUACAACAUUAAAGAAGAAAAGUCAAUCCUGUAUCUGGAAGGAUCUGUCCUUGUAUUCGAGGAUGUCUUCAAGCUGGUUGCCUUCUACUGUGUCAGUAGGGAUUUGCUACCCUUCACCCUGAAGCUACCACAAGCAAUAUUAGAAGCCCGUAGCUUUCAAGAUCUUGAAAUUAUCUCUAGUCUGGGGAUAGACUUUUGGGAUUCCUCCUUAAACCACAGAAUGAGCACAGAGGCGUUAUCCCACCCUGCAACAGACUCAGUCCUCAGCACAGCCCAGGCAGACGGUUUGAGAUCUACCCAGUGUGUUGCAAGCAGCACAAACCACUGCUCAUGUGAAAUUGAGCUGUCCAUAGGAAAUGACAGGCUGUGGUUCGUGAAUCCUAUUUUUAUAGAAGAGUGCAGUAAUCCUUUUCCUCCAGACUCACCUCCUCCCAAGGGCGAUGCUGUAUGCUCCAGCCUGCCCCCUGCCACCACCACAUCACCCCGCCGCCCCCCACCACCCCCUCCGCACUCUCACGGGCAGAAGAAGUCUUCCCUGAAGCUCCCACGGGAACCCAUGACGGCCUGUGAAGAAACACAGCUUCUUCAGCCACUGGGCAAGAGCAUCAAGGAAAUGAAAACCGUGGGCGGUGACGGUGAGGAAGGGAAGCAAAGCUGCUCUGACAAGGAACCUUCAGCUGGCAGCCUCAAGAAGGGCCCCCAGCCUGCUGUGCCCCCGCGGAGGCGGCCAUCUGAAAGGGCCGCAGAGGAGAGCUGCACGGGUAAGCCUGCAAGUUGCGAAACACCAAAAGGGGAACAGGCUGAAGAAAAACAAGAGCUGGAUACACAGAGCAAAGGUAAAAGACUGUUGUGCAGGAAGGCUGCAGAAAUGCCUGGAGAGGUUCCUGAGCAGGCUGUGUCGCAGUUUCAAGAGGCAAAGCCCGAACCUGCAGAGAAGGAGUCCAUGCCUGAGAUACAAAGUGAUGCCACUGAGAAAGGAAAGUUGCCUCCUAUCCCACCACCCAGAAGGAAGAGGCUUUCCCAGGCACCGCGGGUCCCCAGCUCCUGCCAGUCAAAUCACAGAACAGCGGUGCAGCAGCCUGCGGCCACAGCUGAGGCUCAGGGCACGGGCAGCUCAGCAUCAGCAGCAGGCGCUGCCACUGGCACCAACGCUGAGACCGAACAGGGAUGUGGCCGCAAGUCUGUGAACUCAGCUGAACUGAAGGGCUCGCACUUGUCCCUGGAAGGCCUGGGAGGCAGUGCUGCAGCCCAGACAUCAGCAUCCGAACCAGACUCCUACUCCACCAGCAGCACCGAGGAUGACCUGGAGAUGCUGGGUACUUCGUCUACUAAAAAGACACGCUCCAUGAUCUUGGGCAAGGCCAAGAACAGGCUGUCCUUUGUCAGCCUGUCCAACGUCUUCACAGUCUUUCUGUCUAAUGAUAGAAAGCUGCAGAAAAAGAUAGUGGAGCUGGCACAGGAUAAGGACUCAUACUUUGGCAACCUGGUGCAAGACUACAGAGUCUAUAGUCUGGAGAUGAUGGCAAAGCAGAGCUCCAGCACAGAGAUGUUACAAGAAAUCCGAAUGAUGAUGACACAGCUGAAGAGUUACCUAGUGCAGAGCACCGAGCUGAAAUCUCUGAUAGAUCCAGCUGCCUACACGGAUGAGCAAUUAGACAUGAUUGCUGAGUCAGCGUUGUACAAAUGUGUCCUGAAGCCUUUAAAAGAAGCCAUCAAUUCUUACUUAAAAGAAAUCCACAACAAAGAUGGAUCUUUACAGCAGCUAAAAGAGAACCAGCUUGUGAUACAAAACACAACUACCACUGACCUAGGUGUCACGACCAGUGUGCCUGAAACUGUUGUGCUGGACAAGAUCCUUCACAAGUUCACAACUAUGCACAAGGCCUAUUCCCCAGAAAAGAAGAUUGGCAUCUUGCUGAAGUCCUGCAAACUCAUCUAUGACUCCAUGUCUCAGGGAAACCCAGGUAAGCCUUAUGGUGCAGAUGACUUCCUCCCUGUGCUCAUGUAUGUAUUGGCCCGCAGCAACCUGACUGAAGUCCUUCUGAAUGUAGAGUAUAUGAUGGAGCUCAUGGACCCUGCUCUGCAGCUAGGUGAAGGCUCCUAUUAUUUAACCACCACCUACGGGGCCCUGGAGCACAUCAAGAACUACGACAAAAUCACUGUCACACGGCAGCUGAGCGUGGAGGUGCAGGACUCCAUUCACCGCUGGGAGCGGCGGAGGACGCUGAACAAGGCCCGGGCUUCUCGCUCAUCAGUGCAGGACUUCAUCUCCAUUUCCUUCCUGGAGAUUGGUGCUCAGUCAAGGACACUUGCCUCACGAAAUGAUACCACGACUGAGCAGCUGUGCCAGCAGUGUGCCGAAAAGUUUGAAGUCUCCCAUCCCAAGAUCUAUAGACUCUUUGUUUAUGUCGAUGGCCAGUGGCUGCAGCUGGACAAAGAGGCCCUCCCUCACCGUAUCAAAGCUUCACUGCUGAAGAGUGAAAACAAAAAAGAUUUCCAUUUUAUUUAUAAACCAAUAGAGUAUGAAAAUCCACCAGUUCCAAUUGUCAGAGAGACUGACUUUUCCUAAAGGUCAUGCUACUCUUCUGUUGAGUUUGCUGUCAUCCUGAAAGGGCUGGAUAGCUUAUUUUGUGAGAUCCUCUGGCAGCUGCAGAUCUUAGGUCACUGGAGCUUGGCCUUCACCACAGGGCAGGUGUGCUAAUUGUAGAUGCUGUCUGAAUAUAGGGCAUUUCUCAGAGAAGUUCAAAAAUGAGCAUUCAGGAGAACAAUAUCCUUUGGAAAACUUGAAGUAUCAAACCACAGAACCUCCUGCUGGCAAUGCCAACAUUGCAGAAUGUAAAUGGACAGAGGAGAAUGAUCUCAGAGAUCUUGUGGAAAAGCGGACAUUUACUCCAUCAUAAAUGAUGGCCGGUGCAGAUCACCUCAUUGCACAGGGCCUUUGAAGGGUCUGCACACACCUCAGUGCUGUUAGGAGGUAAGACUACAUUUCCACCUAACAUCUGUCAAUGUUUGAUUAAAAAGAGUAUUGGCUGAUGUAUACAGUGGCACAAGAUUGCCACCUAUAGCAGAACUCCUUCUCUGUCUUGAUGUCUACAACACAAAAUUGCCUUUGAAAUCCAAAUAUUCACCAACCAUGCAAGAAGAUUCCAUACAUUGACAAAGAAAAUAUUUUCUGCCAUUUAUUUGUCACUAAAGUCAGGUGACAUAGGCAUUUUCAUCAAUGUAUUUUUCUUAAAGAUUGGAAGUGUUCACCAUCAAUGUACAGCUGUUUAAAUGACAUUAGUUGUAUGAUAGUGUCUGUUUAAUUGUAUAUUUAUUUCUAUGUGUGAUAUGGUGCAAUUGUUUUAAAAUAAGAAUUUGUAAAGAACUUAAUAAUUUUCCCAAUGUAGCAAAGUAGAUUAAAAUUUGAAGUCAAAGAGCAAGAAUAAAAUACCGAGCUGUGAUUUUCUCUAGUGUUUUCGUAUCUGCAUGUCCCACCAGAUUGUUACUUCAAGCAGUUCAGGCAUUUGAGACAGAAUUUGCUAAUUCUCCUCUCUCUCUACCUCUACUUUCAGUCAUUCAGUCACUGCAAAUUUAAAUUUCCCUGCAACCUGAAUUUCUACACAAUAAACUAAAACAUUGGAAAAAACACGUUCUGUGAAAUUAGCAAGCAACUUUUCAGUACUGGAUAAUGACAGCAGAGCCUUAAUUGCAAAAUGGAUCUUUGUCUUCUGGGUGCCUUCCUUCAGGCAAGAUUCCACUGCCAAUGUAGCCUCCACUGCAGACACAAACAUGGGAUCAGGCCUAGCAAAGCUCUAGACUAGACUCUAGAAUAGAAAGGUGGUCAUGUUUUACUGUGGGUUUUGCUCAAAGCUGCUGUUGUUUCCACUCAUUAACAUUCAGAAACAGAACUGGGACAUGUUGGACCAAGUUGCUUGAGCGUCCAAAAGGAAAAUGACAGUGCAUGUGGCUGGUCAUGCUAUCAGUCUCUGUGGCUUGAAAUGUCCAUGUCUAUGUGCAUGAGCCAUCGCGUGCAAUGGCCAAAUGUGCAUUACGAUUCCAGACCAUCUGUGCAUCUGCCAGCCUGGGCUGCGUGUGUAUGUUGUUGGGAAGGGAUGACAACGAAGAAUAAGGAACAGUGAAUAGCAGCAGUCUCAGUUUUGAGGCCAUCACAUGCAGAGCUUGUGCUGGCAUGACACCAGCAGGGAACUGACUCCACAUUUCUGGUUAUUCGGUCAUUUAUACUCAUAUGCAGCUGUCAGCACUCCUGCCAUCCCCCUGGGCUGUCCAUCUGCAGGGUCCUGUGCUGAAACCAAGGAAUUAAGAUAGGACUGAUCUUCUGCUGGAUAUUUCAGGGGAGAGACCGGACUUGGCAGCAGAAAGGAAUGAGCAACAUAGUUAUGCAAGGAAGAGCUCCAGGCACCUGACAGCAUCUUGGGGAGGCCAUCAGCCACAGGCCCUGGGGCGAGGGCACACCACAAGUUGUAUGGCUGAGCAGCCAAGCACGAGAAAACUCUGCUGGUGCCAAACCACCAUAAGGCAAACAGUCCUGAAGUCAGAACUGCCAGAGAGGAGAGGAGAGGAAGUAGAGAGAGAGGGAGAGGAAGAAAGCUUUUACAAAGGCCUUUACAAAAGCCUGCAAAACUUUCAUCUGGCAUUACAGCUGAAAAGGUCAAAGUAGAUUUACAAAGACGUCCAUGGACUACUCCCCUCUCCUCUGAAUUCAAGGGAUUAAUCUUUUUAAUGCAAGUUACUGUGCCUGGCAGUGAGCUGCCUGGAUGGAAGUCCCCGUGCUAGAGCUCAGAGCUGAGGAGGGUCUCCCAGGCACCAGGCCUGGUUGAGCGUAUCAUGUAGAGAAGGUCAGCAUGUCCUCCCUAUGGCUGCUGGUACGUGGAAUCUCUCAGCACUUUGAACUGGUGUCUGACAUUCAGUCAGUAAGAAAAAAAAAUGUUACAGAUGAAAUCUGUAACACUUUUAAAUACUCCUUAGACUUUGUUCAUUGGCUUUGUCAUGGGGUAUCGUCACGCUACAGACCAACCAGUUAAAGAGGUACAGUCAGUCUGGAGAUCUGUGGCCUCCUCUGGUUAGUCAAGACGGUCACACCGUGACUCAUGCCCUGGACCUCACAUGAGAAGUCAGCAGACAAGCAUUUCAGAAGACUUUGACCAAGUAUAGUUGUGUAAUCUGGCCAAGGUCUCCUCAAACAGUUAUUUCCACAGAAAUAUUGUGCAACAAUCACUCAUCUAUGCAUAAGCAAAGGAUCCUAGUGUGAGAGAGAAGAUAUGCUGAACCUAGCAACAGCUCUCAAGAAAAAAGAAAAAACAAACAGCAAAGCCCAAGUGGCCACUUUGUGCCCAGAGCUGGCCUAGCGCCACACAGUGCCAGUGAUGAAAUCUGUCAAUAAUUCACUAAAAUAAUGACACUGAGAGGUCAAGUAUGACCUAAAAUAAAAGUCAUUGAAACUAAAAGCAGUUUUCCUGCCGAAUUCAGGAGCUUUGGGCAUCAGCAUGCAUCAUUCACCAACCUGAUAGGUACUUUGAUAGGUACUUUGCACAGGACUCUAUUUUCCAUCAGGAGUGACUCAGGAUGGGGGGGCCACCCAGCCCAACCCCUGCUGACAGCACUGCUGCCCCCAGGACAGCUCAGCCUUGUCCUUUCUGUGCUGCAGGUCCCAGGGCUGAAGAUUAUGCAGACCUUCAGAAGACCUGCUCCAGUAUUUCAACCACAUGCACUGUGAAAAAUAUGUUCCUUGUCCUCAGCUGGGGUAAAACCCCACUUGUCCCACUAGGUUCCCUCCUGGCACUCUUUCCAAGGUCAGGGCUAAACACAACUAUUCUGCACAACACACUCUGACCCGUUCUGGUAGAUGAUAACUUACUGGGAACGAGCAGCCUUACUUAUUUUUAAGUAGUUAUUUCUACAUUCAGUGUUCUAGGAAUUAUAGUCUGUGCAAGUAUGUGCCUGAAGGAAGAGUAAGGGUGUUUGUGCUUGCACAGUGCACCACAAACUACUCUUUAAGAUUGACCUUGCACAAUCCUAAAAUCAUCUUCUAAUCAGGUUCUACCACUAUCUCAAAAUAAAGAGCCUGCCAUACAGGCAUUAAGCCAACGUGAUGCUAUUUGGAGACCUUAAAAUAAAUGUAUUGAUCAGUGCA
Phasianus colchicus (ring-necked pheasant) is the source of this 6779-nucleotide messenger RNA. RefSeq names its product Ras and Rab interactor 3 (gene RIN3). The record is from RefSeq and is a predicted model, not a curated record. Gene Ontology annotation, cellular component: cytosol; endocytic vesicle. Gene Ontology annotation, biological process: signal transduction; vesicle-mediated transport. Lineage: Eukaryota; Metazoa; Chordata; Aves; Galliformes; Phasianidae. Gene Ontology annotation, molecular function: small GTPase binding; guanyl-nucleotide exchange factor activity.